Molecule: messenger RNA, 3008 nt
Organism: Misgurnus anguillicaudatus (oriental weatherfish)
Lineage: Eukaryota; Metazoa; Chordata; Actinopteri; Cypriniformes; Cobitidae
Gene: pls3
Product: plastin 3 (T isoform)
Biological process (GO): actin filament bundle assembly; actin filament network formation
Cellular component (GO): actin filament; actin filament bundle; cytoplasm
Molecular function (GO): calcium ion binding; actin filament binding
Source: RefSeq, a predicted model, not a curated record
CGCGCCAUCCGCUACUCCCAUAGCCAGGGAGGAAGUGUUAUGACUUGCUGCCGUAGGUCUUUGUGAGGCAGACAGGAAUGCUGGUGUUUCAGAUUAGCCUUGAAGGGUGUGGAGCGAGCACUGCCUGUACUUCUGCCUACAGCCUGCUUCUCAGCACAGAAGGAGACACACGAUUACACUGAGAGAGCUUCAGGUUGGUUUUCGUGAAAAUGGCAGGAAAGAUAUCCAAAGACGAGCUGGAGGAAUUGCGAGAGGCCUUCCAGAAAGUUGAUUUGAACGGCAAUGGAUUUAUCUCUGACUAUGAGCUGCACGACCUGUUCAAAGAGGCCAAUCUGCCUUUGCCAGGAUACAAAGUCCGAGAGAUCAUCCAAAAACUGAUGGAAGAGGGAGACAAGGACAAAGACAAUAGGAUCAGCUUUGAUGAGUUUGUGUCUAUCUUCCAGGAGUUAAAGAGCAGUGACAUCGCCAAGAGCUUUCGGAAAGCCAUUAACAGGAAAGAGGGAAUCUUGGCUAUUGGAGGAACAUCUGAGCUUUCCAGCGCCGGCACACAGCACUCCUUCUCGGAGGAAGAACGGUUUGCUUUCGUGAACUGGAUCAACACCGCUCUUGAACAGGACCCUGACUGUAAACAUGUGCUGCCUAUGGACCCCAACACCAACUCUCUCUUCAAGGCUAUGGGUGAUGGCGUCGUGCUGUGUAAAAUGAUCAACCUGUCAGUUCCUGAUACUAUCGAUGAGAGGACCAUCAACAAGAAGAAACUAACACCCUUCACAAUACAGGAAAAUCUUAACCUGGCACUUAAUUCGGCUUCUGCCAUUGGCUGUCAUGUGGUGAACAUCGGGGCUAUGGAUCUGCGAGAGGGCAAACCUCAUCUGGUGCUGGGACUUCUGUGGCAGAUCAUCAAGAUCGGUCUGUUUGCUGACAUCGAGCUGAGCAGAAAUGAAGCUCUGGUGGCUCUGUUGAGAGAUGGAGAGACUCUUGAGGAUCUGCUGAAAUUGUCUCCAGAGGAACUGCUGCUCCGCUGGGCAAACUACCAUCUGGAAAACGCCGGCUGGACCAAGAUCAAUAACUUAAGCCAUGAUAUUAAGUUAAGAGACUUUGCAAACUGUGUGAAGGACUCGCGGGCUUAUUUCCACCUGCUCGACCAGAUCUCACCUAAAGGUCAAAAGGAGGGUGAAGAUCGUAUCGACAUUGACAUGUCAGGAUUUGGCGAGAAAGAUGACCUGAAGAGGGCCGAGUGUAUGCUUCAGCAGGCCGACAGAUUGGGAUGCAGACAGUUUGUCACGGCCACUGACGUCGUGUCUGGCAACCCCAAACUCAACUUGGCCUUUGUGGCGAAUCUCUUCAACAAAUACCCGGCGCUGACCAAACCUGUGAAUCAAGACAUAAACUGGGGACUUCUGGAGGGUGAGACCAGAGAGGAGAGAACGUUCAGAAACUGGAUGAAUUCUCUGGGUGUCAGCCCUCAUGUAAAUCACAUAUACGGGGAUCUUCAGGACGCUCUGGUCAUCCUGCAGCUUUAUGAGAAGAUCAAAGUUCCCGUCGACUGGAACAAUAAAGUCAACAGGCCUCCAUAUCCAAAACUCGGGGCUAACAUGAAAAAGCUGGAGAACUGUAACUACGCUGUGGAACUGGGAAAGACCAAAACCAAUUUCUCAUUGGUGGGCAUUGGAGGUCAAGACUUGAAUGACGGGAACCCGACUCUUACUCUCGCCCUGGUCUGGCAGCUCAUGAGAAGAUACACUCUGAAUGUGCUGGAGGAUCUCGGAGAUGGCCAGAAAGUCAACGAUGACGUCAUCGUCAACUGGGUUAAUAAGACUUUGUCACAAGCAGGAAAAUCAUCCAAAAUAUCAAGUUUCAAGGACAAAGAGAUCAGCACCAGUCUGCCAGUGUUGGAUCUCAUCGAUGCCAUCCAGCCGGGCUGUGUCAACUAUGAUCUGGUGAAGAAAGGAGAACUCUCUGAUGAGGAGAAACUGGACAAUGCAAAGUAUACGAUAUCCAUGGCCAGGAAGAUUGGCACUCGUGUGUACGCCCUGCCCGAUGAUCUAGUAGAGGUCAAGCCCAAGAUGGUGAUGACCGUGUUUGCGUGUCUAAUGGGCAGAGGCAUGAAGAGGGCGUAAAGAGGGACAAUCAAACGCUAAAGUGUCCUACCCACAAGCCAUUUGCUGGUUGAAAGGCUUUUGGUUCAGUAAAUUUAUUACAACCACAAUCAAAGAAAAAUCCAACGCCAACAGAUGUUAAAGAAUCCCGUUUAUGUUUGGCAGGACUACAAAGUUGAGGGAAUGGGCUUGGAGAUUUCGGAAAGGGAGGGACGCUUAUUUUAGACCAAACAUUUAUGAUUCCCCACAGCUCGAUCUGCCAAAGGACCACACGUCAAAUUAUAUCACGAACCAAACUCAAGACGACUUUUCAGAUCCGAGCCGUUCCAGACUCUGCCUUGUGUACUCUAUAUUUACAUAAUCGAUAAAGGAAAGCAUAUAUGAACGAUGGCUUAGUUUUAAAUAUGGACAUCUUACAAAGUUACAACUCUGGCCUUACUAGAUGCAGUAUUGCACACGAUUGUUUUUGAGUCAUUAAAUCGGACCGCUUAAUUUCCUUGUGUUUUAUACGUGUGUUAGAGAAAAAGCAUAAACGUUAUUUUUAGCUGAAACACAUUCCGUAGUCGUUGUACUAUUUGUCUUAUGUAUAUGUGUAAUCCCAAUGGCAAAUUGACAGAAUGAACUAUGCAUGAUCUAUAUUUUUUGUUAUUUAAAACGCAAUACAAUCUUCAGAUUAAGAGCUUUAAGCAUUAAGAGAACGAGGAGUGAUGCAGGGGAAGGUCACGUCAUCCAUCAUCACAUGAUGAAAUCAUUUACUGUGGGGUUCAUGUUGCCGGGGAAUGAAACUGGAAGUCUUGGAUGGUUUUACUGCAUCGUCUUGUUGCCUAUAGACAGCUGAUACCAAAUGUCUGUAUGUAACUAAAACAUCAUACAAAUAAAGCAGAAAAUAAAGCCGUUCAUAGUAUUUCA